Brassica rapa (field mustard) is the source of this 905-nucleotide messenger RNA. RefSeq lists its product as uncharacterized. The record is from RefSeq and is a predicted model, not a curated record. Lineage: Eukaryota; Viridiplantae; Streptophyta; Magnoliopsida; Brassicales; Brassicaceae.
UUUUGAUAUAAUUUAGUUUGGACUUUUUGGAGAACUAGUGCAUCACAUGACUAGCUUAUUAACAAUGCUCUUAGUCUUUGGAUUGAUAUACAAUUAAGAACUAUAAAAUGAUCUGAACGCUAUUAGCAAGACUUUAUCACUAGGGACAAGAGACAAGAUAAAGACUUUGUGAAGAGCAUAAUCAUGGUUUACCACAAACUUAAAGUCAAAGUCACAAAAAACGUGAAACGCACCUGCCAAGAAAACAUCCAAAGUCCGUGGCUACAAAAGAGAAAACCCACCUGAGGCACAGAGCAACAAACACCUUAUUCUUCUCUCAGAACUUGCUUUCGGUUAACCCAUAGCAAUAGCACGAGAUGAUAGCCACAUCAUCAUUACUUACAUUCAACCAGAAGAUUAUGCAGCGUUGCAGGAAACUCCUCAUCAGACUCACCAGUAGCCGUCCCAAACGCCAUUACCGGCAUUUGAAACUUAACAAGCCUUCUUCUUCGUCAUCAUCAUCAUCCGGGAAGAAAACCACCAGAGUAGUGUCUUCGUUCUUCCUUGCCUUCCAAAAGAAGAAGCAGAAGAAGGAGAAGAUGAAGCGGCUUAACGAGCUCAGGAGUUUCUCCGAUUCCGUCAGUGAUAAGAAGGCUGGAUCAAGAAAAAAGGGAUUCCCAUCUAGUCUCACAACGUCUUGCAUUGGUCAAGGGAAGAAGGCUCAUUCACAAAAAGUCUCACAAGAUCUUGAUGCACCUAGAGACAGCACAAGCGCAUUCUUGCCAUGACUAAGCGAGAAGAUCAUCUGUAUUUUGCUUUUCAACUUGAUAUGUGAUGCGGACGUUGUAGAAUCUCUCAAUGUCAAAUAGUUUUUACACUAAGACUAUGACUCUCUCUAAGAAUGUAUCAUGAAUCCAAAUUAAAUU